UUUUUGUCGAAAUAACAAAGACAAACAGUAGCUAGUAGGCACCAUUGACUGGCACAAGGAAUCAAUUGUUUCUUGAUCAGUCAACAUCAAAGAGACCUCGACCUCUGAUUGAACUGCACGUGACUUCUAGACGUAGCUACAUUUUUCGGAAUUCGAACACUGUCUCGGUUCACCACUCGGAUCAGAAAACAAAACGGUGUAUUUUUAUCAGAACGACGAUUUUACCGUUUGCUGACGACCUGUAUUUAGAACGAAAUUGCUUUUGGUUGAAUUAGCUAGCUACGUCCACAGACAUUUGUGCAAAAGCGACUGUUAACUAGAUUGCAAUCCAGUGACUUAACAUGUAGCUAACUUCCGAAAAUGAGGAAGAAACAGAUGUCGAGUCGAGUUUGCAACUUGAAGCGGCGAAAGGAGAAGUGCGCUGUUGCCUCAAGCGACCUAAACCUCAAGGUGAAGAGUUCAGAUAAGAGUUCAGUGAAGAAGAUGGAUGUUAAAAAAACGAAAAUGGAAGACUCAAAAACCGAAAUUGCCCAGAAUGACUGUAUGGUUGCCGGUUGUAGGGAGUCAACUACUUCUGAGAGGCUCAUCUGUGAAGGUUAUAAAUGGGAUGAAAAGACACGGUGUGGCGCACCACCAGACAUGGAUGAAUUGUGGGAGGGUAAAGAGAACGGUCUGAGAUUUGAGUUGAGCAGAACAAACGUAUUACCAGAGAAUAUGGAGGGUGACGAAACUGAAGAGGGUGUUGUGAUUGACAAGAGCAUCUUCCUUGAUGAUGACAGUAACCAGGUUCUUCCUGUGGAAAAGUUCUUUGGAAACAUGGAAGUUGUACAGGAUUGUCCACAGAGAUCUGCAGCUUCCUCGACCUUCAGCAGGAGGGAGCUCCGGAGACGACAGUACUACGCCAAAGAGGACAGUGAUGAAGAAGAGGGCACAGACAUGCAGCAAGAGGACAUAGGUGGCACUUAGUUUAUAGAAGUAACUAAAUCCUAUCAAUGGGAUGGAUUAAAACCUCUGUCCUUUUACUAGCCUAAUGGCAGACAAGCCUGGGAGAGUGGAUUUGUUCAAUGGAACGAGGGUAUCAAGUUAUCUUUUUGCCAGCAUGUACCCCAAAGUUUUUACAUUUGUAUUGAUAUUUAAAAAGCUAUUUGCACUAACAAAGUAACUUCUUGCUUUUCAAUUAUCAGGACCUAUAGUUUAUAGUGUGUGUGUAUAUAUUGUUUAAUUGGUACAGGGUAAGUGCUCGUUCUAUUUUUAUUGAAUGUGUGUUACUAUGUUACUGGUUGCCUUGUCAGUAUGUAUGUAUGCACAGUAAUAUCUUUUUAUUUGGCGUUUUUAUAUUGCCUUGUAAUAGCACGACUGAAUGAAUGCAACAUAUAAAUCAUGUAGCCUUUAGGCAGGUUUCCAUUGAUCCGGGUUUAUUAGACAAAAGCAAUGUAGCGACAAAAAAAAUGGUGAUGUGUAAUGGAAACGGCAGAUAUAGGAAACACUUUCUAAAGACAUUUAUAAAUGAUAUACAUUUUAUAAGUUAUAAAUUACAACAUUUAUCUGUUUGAUGGGUGGGAUUAUACUUUCUUUGUGACAAAUGGUGUUUCUCGAAUAAAUGAUUUCUGAAAACUUUGGAAGGUA
Messenger RNA from Salmo salar (Atlantic salmon), 1626 nucleotides. RefSeq lists its product as uncharacterized. The record is from RefSeq and is a predicted model, not a curated record. NCBI's taxonomy places the organism in Eukaryota, Metazoa, Chordata, Actinopteri, Salmoniformes, Salmonidae.